This is a messenger RNA of Penicillium vulpinum, 1188 nucleotides long. RefSeq lists its product as uncharacterized. The coding region runs from base 1 to 1188 and encodes 395 amino acids. NCBI's taxonomy places the organism in Eukaryota, Fungi, Ascomycota, Eurotiomycetes, Eurotiales, Aspergillaceae. The transcript has 2 exons. The record is from RefSeq and is a predicted model, not a curated record.
AUGUCCAUCAUCCUUGAAGACAACCAGCCACCUGGGUUCCUACGUCUCGGACCCACAUGGUAUCAUGAGAUUCCCUUUUUACCCCAUGGAUGGGAGACAACGAAUGAUCGGGGAUCUGGGUCACUCAAGCAUGCAGCAAUGAAAGCACUGCUGCGAGACCAGUCAGCACUGAAGCCUGAGCUGUUUGAAUACGUUCACUGGUAUCUGGCAAAAUAUCUUUGGGAUGCCCUCAAAAAGUGCAACAAGCAGACAAUGCACAUGUGGAAAAUAAUGGCCAGCGUCUAUCCUGCACAAUUCCAUGAAGUUAGUCCCUACUACUGCCUCAAUGCUGGCUGUCCCAAAAAGCCACUGAGAGACUAUUUGGGUAUUCUCAACAGCGAUGACUUUCGCUGGCGUGCAAUUUUAACGAUUGCAACCACAUACUGUACUGCCACAGACCUGACUGCUAUACCAAACAUCAAGAAUUUGGUUGCCUUAGACAUUUACAGUGAGCCGUACACAUCAAAUCUGGCCCCAUUGGAUCCAAUGGGCAUUAGCAAUGACGGUCUCCCCUUGCAAGAUGGAUUUGUGCGUGGUUGGAUUGAAUCAAACGCACUACAGCACCUCCGCAUUCUCAGGCUCUACCACCAACGCGAACUGACCGUUGCGGCACUAAGAGCUCUGCGUGAACUGCCAGAGCUCCAACUCGUUGUGGCAUACGAGUGUAAGAACAUUACAGAGAUGUUUGAAAAAUACGAUAAACCCGUCAAUGGUGUCAUUCCCAUAAAGGGAUGGUCGGCCUGCAGACUCGAUUGGUUCUGGGAAACCCACGGAACGUCAAAGACAAUUGAUGAUAAUCUCUUGGCCUUGCUUCAUGUGUACGAGUCUAGUCUCCAGAUACCUGGAGACGAGCAUUCGAGAAGACCAUCCUCCCUAUCUACGAAUCUCCCGAUUUUGGAGUUCAAACUACCAACUGUCGACCAUAGUAGAAGAGACAGGAUUGUUAUUCGCUCUCGCUAUAAUGCGAAGUCGAUCGUAUUGUUUACUCGAGAUCCUGUUAAGCAACGAUUUGAUAUUGAGAAACAGAAACGCGCAAGGGAGAAGAAGCGGACUGAACCACCUGAAAGGGGAGACCGUCCUGCUAAGCGAGCAGUCAUGAAAGAGAGGGGAUCGAUGGACAUCUCGGAGACUUUGAAUCAGUUCUUUUGA